Lineus longissimus is the source of this 1126-nucleotide messenger RNA. Its product is annotated as membrane cofactor protein-like. The coding region runs from base 3 to 365 and encodes 120 amino acids. The transcript has 3 exons. The record is from RefSeq and is a predicted model, not a curated record. Lineage: Eukaryota; Metazoa; Nemertea; Pilidiophora; Heteronemertea; Lineidae.
CGAUGUACUGUACUGCUGAAGGAUCGUGGUCGUCACCACCACCACUCUGCUCUAAGGUUUAUUGUCCUGAUCUAGAGAAUGUCACCAAUGCCAAGCCCAUGUCGUCUGCCCAUAAAUAUCUAGAUGUUGCUGUUUACCGGUGUGACCCGGAUUACUUCCUAGACAGUGAUAGGUCAAUCAUGGAGGUGAAUGUCACGUGCCAAGCAGAUGGAGUUUGGAGUGAAAACAUCACCGGAUGUUGGUACAGAUCUGCGAUUCGCCCCACUUCGGGAAAUGGUUGUCGAUUUGUUCCCAACAUCCUAAGUUACAAGUUAUUGCUAACAUGGUACAUGGUACGACCAAUCUGUGGAUGUAUGCAAGGAUAAAUGCAAAAUGGACCCUUUCUGUAGCUCUUUUACAGCAUUCAAGGCCGGUGGAUUGGUGUCAUGCAUGCUUUACAGCGAAAGAGAAAGAGAAAACCUCCGAUUGCCCAAGUUGACAGAAUAUCGCAAAGUCUGCCAGUGGGGAUUGCGACAAUCGAACUAGGCUAACAUGUUCAUAGCCUACAUGUACUCCUAAAAACAUAGCCUUUUGCGUUUGCCUAUAGCUUCUCUGCCAAAAGACAAUUAAAAACGCUUUACCCGUAUAGUCCUAAAUCAAGGUCGACGGGAAUAUCCAGUGAUCGUGGGAGGGAAAGGGGAGGGGCAUGUGGUUGUCAUUUCAACCAUGCAGAAACCAAUGUAACCGUAAAGCUGGCAGCACAUCUGACUCCAACUCUGGUGUCCAGAGGAGUUCGACUGAACUCCGCUCGCCGCUGAAUCGGUAGCACACCUGACUGCUUCAGGCGUUCACUGGCGUUCACGGGAGUCCAAAAUCAAACCAAUCUAUGAUGUUCCCAGUUUGAUAUCUGGCGUCGAGUGGAGUUCGCCGGCGGCCAGCGGCGUCAAGUCGUAGCACACCUGGGAGUUUUCUGGCGUUCAGAAACAGAUCGAAGUUGGAGUCAGGUGUGCUGCGAGCUUAACGAAUCUCGUGGCGGGGGUAAGGGUUCAACUUCUUGUUCUUUCAUUGCCAGCCUUUGGUUGAGAACAAUUAAGCAAAUUGGAUAUCGUUUUCCCUAAAAGAACAAGCCAAGAUUAAAAUAGAGCAA